AUGACUGCCUCCUCCUCGUCCUCGCUCCGGAUCCCAGCACCAACCCACCACCCUGCCGCGGGGGCACGACCACUCUGGCUGCCAUUCCACUCGGUCUCCGUCCGCCCCCGCCGCUCCCCAGUCUCCGCCUCCCCGCAGCAGGCGUCGGGUCCGGGCAACGGCGACCGCGCCAACGGGCUCACCGGCGUGCCCGUGCCCGUGCCCUUCUCCUGCGACGCCGCCAUGGCGCUGCCUCAUAAGGCCGGCAGAGACCUCUCGGGAUUGUCUGUUCGUGUUUGGCCGCUGACCAGCGCGGAUCUGAUGGGGGAGGCCAACGGCGAGGGCCUCAAGGUCGCCUAUCAGGGGUGCCCCGGGGCCUACAACGAGGUCGCCGCCAAGAAGGCCUACCCGAGCUACGAGACCGUGCCCUGCGAGUACUUCGAGACCGCCUUCCAGGAUUUGCAGCAGAAGAGGUUCCGGUGCCAAAGACAGCGAAUCAAAUUGCCAGAACAACUUUCCAUCCCAAAUCUGGGAUCAUCAGUGCCAGAUGUGCCCAUUGCCAUUAGUACCACUGCUGCAGCUGUUUCUGUUUCGGCGAAUACCAUUAGUUCCCUAGGCCCAGUGAGGCCAAUUAUUCCUGCUGCAGCACCCACAAUAUUUGCUGCUUUUGCUGCUGUUCGAAAUGCUCCAGAGAGCACGCGUGCGGUUACGUCAACUCCUGCAAACUUAUCUACGGCCGUGAAGGAUGAUGAAAGCAUGAGCUUCCUUCCACGUAGACCGUCUCCCGCAGUUACUGAAAUUAGUCUUGGCAGGGGUAUUACCCAUGGGUUAACUAGUCAGGCAUUAGCUGCUCCUAUAAGUGUAGGUCGAGUUCCAGGAAAUGGGUCCAUAACUGCAAUUCCUGCAAUAAAUGACUUGUCCAAACGAAACAUAUCAAAUACUUAUGAAAGGGUUAACAGUGGUGGUCUUUCGCAGCAGUUGGUUUCACCUCUUGGUAGUAAAAUUCAACAACAGCCAGUUCUGAAGACUAAUGAUGCAGUUAGCUCUGAUUCUAGUAACACAAGUGAAAGUGCAGUUCUUGGAGGAAGGGUAUUUUCUCCUCCUAUUGUUCCUGGGGCUCAGUGGAGGGCUCAAACUCCUGCUGGUUUGCAAAAUCAAAGUGAAACUGGUCAAUUUCAUGAAAGACCUGAGGUAACCGACCAAAGGGAGAAGUACUUGCAAAGAUUGCAACAAGUACAGCAGCAGCAGGGCAACCAUCUUAACGCUUCUCAUAUAACGAGCAUCAAUGAGAAGCAAUUUCCAACCCAGCAGCCCAAUUCCCUCUUACAGCAGUUUAAUUCUCAAAGUUCUUCUAUCUCUUCUCAAGGGGGCCUUGGGCUAGGGGUUCAUGGAGCAGGUAUCCCUUAUGCCUUCUCGUCUCAGCUACAACCUCAUGAAUCCCAAAUUCUCGAGCAAUACGCUGGGCAAACAAAAAGUGAUGAGCAACAAGGCUUGGCGGAUGAUGCUGGUGUGGAAUCUGCUGCAACAACUAGACCGAUUAAGGACACCAAUGAAGAUGACAUGAAGGCUCAUUACUUGAAAACUGAUCAUGUGUGA
Hordeum vulgare subsp. vulgare (domesticated barley) is the source of this 1575-nucleotide messenger RNA. RefSeq lists its product as uncharacterized. Gene Ontology annotation, molecular function: arogenate dehydratase activity; prephenate dehydratase activity. Gene Ontology annotation, cellular component: cytoplasm; chloroplast. Gene Ontology annotation, biological process: L-phenylalanine biosynthetic process. Bases 1 to 1575 code for a protein of 524 amino acids. The record is from RefSeq and is a predicted model, not a curated record. Lineage: Eukaryota; Viridiplantae; Streptophyta; Magnoliopsida; Poales; Poaceae. The transcript has 8 exons.